This is a messenger RNA of Culex pipiens pallens (northern house mosquito), 1353 nucleotides long. RefSeq lists its product as uncharacterized. Bases 1 to 1353 code for a protein of 450 amino acids. The record is from RefSeq and is a predicted model, not a curated record. The transcript has a single exon. Lineage: Eukaryota; Metazoa; Arthropoda; Insecta; Diptera; Culicidae.
AUGCAGCGGCAGUUGACCGGAAUGCUCGGAAAGGCGGGAUUCGAGUUGCACAAGUGGUGUUCUAACCGCAGCGAACUAUUGGCCGGCAUACCAGAGGACAAACUGGAGCAGAAAGUGCUUUUCACCGAAGAAGGCAAAACCAAGACCCUCGGGAUUACCUGGCAACCAGAUCUCGACGUCUUCUGUUUCGACAUCCACUCGAUUGCGUUUUCGGAAGGACCUCCAACUAAGCGCAAAGUUCUCUCGGACAUCUCCAAGUUCUUCGAUCCGUGUGGACUAGCAGCUCCAGUGGUCAUGACGGGCAAAAUCUACAUGCAAGACCUGUGGCGAGGAAAGAAGAAGUGGGACGUAGCACUCAAGGAAGAUCUGGCCAAGCUGUGGAUCGAGUACAGGGACGAGUUGUCGGAGAUGAAAACCAUCAGGAUCAGUCGCUGUGUGCUUCCCCUUCGUAGAACGGUCUUUGUCGAGUUGAUUGGGUUCAGCGAUGCGUCGCAAAAGGGCUAUGGGGCAAAUUUGUACGUACGAUCAGUAAACCACGAAGGUCAAACCGCAAUUCGUUUGUUGUGCGCCAAGUCGCACGUCGCACCGCUUAAAGAAAAAAGAGCCUUGAUUCCGCGCUUAGAAAUUUGUGGAUGUGUGAAGCUCGCUCAACUAGUCGACAAAGUAAAACGAUCACUACCAAUCGAAUUCGACCGCAUAACUUGCUACACGGAUUCCAUGAUCGCCUUGAGUUGGAUCAACACCUGUCCAAGCAAACUUGAACCGUUCAUCGCCAACCGAGUUGCUCGGAUUUUGCGAUUGACCAGCAAGAUCGACGGGUUCCACUGCCGGACCGAGGACAAUCCGGCGGAUCUACUCUCGCGUGGGAUCAUGCCUGGAAAACUAGCAACGUGCGGAAAGUGGUGGAAGGGUCCGCCAUUCAUGAUCGACCACAAGAGACCAACCAGUGUGCAGCUCAUCCCUGAAGAUCAACUUCCGGGACUACUCGUCGUCUGCGCCGUGGAAACGGUGGAGAGAUUUUCGCUGUUCGACAACUGCGAGAAGUACUUCACCAUGGUUCGAGCCGUCGCACGGAUCCAGCGCUGGCACCAGAACGCGUGCAAGCGGAGUCCAGAGAAUCGUCGCCACGGUCGUCUGUUCAGCCCGGAGGAGAUGCGUCGAGCCACGCUGGCCCUCGUUCGUCUCGCACAGGAGGAAGCCUUUCCGGAAGUAUUCGCCCAAUUGCGCAAAAAGGUAACCCUCCAGAACCACUCGCUAAUCCCGCUUUCCCCAUUCACAGAUGAACGCGACGUCCCCGGGUCGGAGGACGCCUCUCCAAGUCGUCCUGCUCGUACGACACGAAACACCAGAUGA